Molecule: messenger RNA, 843 nt
Organism: Diplodia corticola
Lineage: Eukaryota; Fungi; Ascomycota; Dothideomycetes; Botryosphaeriales; Botryosphaeriaceae
Product: ureidoglycolate hydrolase
Exons: 1
Coding region: 1-843 (280 amino acids)
Biological process (GO): allantoin catabolic process
Molecular function (GO): ureidoglycolate hydrolase activity; ureidoglycolate lyase activity
Source: RefSeq, a predicted model, not a curated record
AUGCCGCCGUCCGUCCCUGCCCCGGCCCGGCGCGUCCCAAUUGAGCCGCUGACACCGGCAGCAUUUGCGUCCUUCGGCACCGUCAUCGAGAACCCGGCGCGGACGGGCUCACCGCAGGCCGGCGGCGGCCUGCAUGCAGUGCGCGCCAACCAGGGCACCGCCCUCAAGUACCUGGACGUCACGCACAUGACCGACUUCUACCACCUGGCUGCGAGCGGCAAGGCUGCCAAGGCCGUCAUGAACAUGUUUGUGUGCUCGCCCCGCAAGCUGCGCCACGGCGACGUCUUCGACGUGUCCAUCCUCGAGCGCCACCCCUUCACGCCACAGACAUUCAUCCCCAUGGGCCAGGCCGCUUCCGAUGCUUCGACGCAGUAUCUGAUCAUCGUUGCCCCGACGCUGCCAGCGUCGGUCAAGGCUCAAACCAUUCGUCCGCCGCCCUUUCCGGCGCCGGAGCCACGGAAGCGCCGUUCACUCGGCGACAUCUUCUCACGCGGACGCCCCUCGCCCUUCACCAACGAAGCAGCGCCGCCUUCGCCAUCGGCAACGAGGGAGCCGGCACCGGUUGCGCCACCGAAGGGCCCUGGCCUGCCAGAUCUCGACAAUGCCAGGGCCUUCAUCGCCAAGGGGAACCAGGCCGUAACGUACGGUGCCGGCACUUGGCAUGCGCCAAUGUGCGUUCUGGGCGCCGACGACAUUGACUUCGUCGUGGUGCAAUUUGCCAAUGGCGUGGGCAUUGAAGACUGCCAGGAAGUAGAGCUGCAGGCGGCCGAUGGCAGCGAGGGGCUGACGGUGCCGGUUGGCGAGAGCACCGUGGCAGGACCCGUGGUGAAGGCGAGACUCUGA